Molecule: messenger RNA, 4029 nt
Organism: Onychostoma macrolepis
Lineage: Eukaryota; Metazoa; Chordata; Actinopteri; Cypriniformes; Cyprinidae
Gene: itpkcb
Product: inositol-trisphosphate 3-kinase Cb
Exons: 8
Coding region: 214-2043 (609 amino acids)
Biological process (GO): inositol phosphate biosynthetic process
Cellular component (GO): cytoplasm; nucleus
Molecular function (GO): inositol tetrakisphosphate kinase activity; inositol-1,4,5-trisphosphate 3-kinase activity
Source: RefSeq, a predicted model, not a curated record
AAAUAUGGAACUGUUUAUACCGGACACAUAGUCAUUAUCUCAUUGAAUUGAACGACUAAGCUAGUUAAACAUUUCCCCUAUGAUUUAUAUGGCAUUUUAUUGAAGAAGAGCACUUCUGGUUUUGCAGGGUUAAAGACCUUGUCAAGAGCAGCGGCGUUGUGCAGUGGGCGUGGCAUUUAAAGAGCUGCGCGAGUGAUCUGUACGGUGCGCAGGAUGGGCCAAUCAUCAUCCAGCAGCGGCAGCAGCUCUUCACGCGGCUGUUACAGCGCAGCACUCGCGAGCUCCACACGAGCGCGAGUUUUUUCUUCUUCACAUACCGGUGACCGGUUAGACGAGAAUUCGAUGAAAACCAAGGAGCUGCAAUCUGUUCAGAAGUGCUGGCGAGACGAUUUUAAAGAGGGGAAGACUUCUGUGGAUGUGAGAGUACAUGAACCGAAAAAACUUCUUUUAAACGCGAGUUCUUCCGGUAAUCAACAUGCGACCGAAGACUUGAUUCUUCUGAGUCGGGACACCCACUUUGAAAGUUCUGAUUCCCAAAGCGGACAGAAAGGAGUAGCGUUACGCGAGGAGAACCAUGAGUGUUGCGUCUCGCCGUGGGACAUGGAAAGAGUGUCAGAAGGAGGUGCCGUGACUCCAAGCAGAGUUUCGGAGGAAAAUGUGACCCAGUGCCUGAACGUACCAGACUUUUUAGUAGACUUCAGUUGCUCGUCUCCGUUAUCCAAACUUAAAAUGACCAGAAGUACAUCGCAACCCCCCGUGUCAGGUGGGCUGGGUGGAGAAGCGGAGCAACACGCCUCAAAUCCAUUCCCAAGGAUUAUUCCCAAACUAAUAGUCACCCAUGAUGAUUUAGGUCCUGGUCAGGACAGUCCGCACAUUAGUGAUUUGACUUUAAGCAUGAGCGGCUUUUCGCUGGACCUGCAUCCCGAUGAGGACUCGCCCUGCUCGGACAGCGGCUGUGGAGGCUCCCCUGCGCCCUCUCUGUUCCACAGGAAACUGUCCAGCUCCUCCUCUGCUGGAUUAUCUUCUGCCUCGUCGUUUGAGGAGUCUGAGGAUGAUUUCACAGGCAGCGACAUUGAGCCCACCAGUCUGUCCCCCAGUAUGAUCGGCAGUCCUGAUGAACUCACAGGGGCUAAAUCGUGGAGGAAGUUAAAGACUAUGGUGCACUGCUCUCCAUUUGUGGUUUCAUUUAAGAAACGAUAUCCUUGGGUUCAGCUCGCAGGCCAUGCAGGUAAUUUCCAGGCAGGCGAGUAUGGGAAACUAUUGAAGAAGUAUUGUGAAUGUGAGCAGCAGUGUCUUGAGAAGCUGAUGAAUGACAACCUCCGGCCGUUUGUUCCUGGUUACUAUGGUAUUGUGCAGCAGAACAACCAGGAUUACAACCUAAUGGAUGAUCUGCUGACCGACUUCGACUCCCCUUCAAUCAUGGAUUGCAAGAUGGGAAGCAGAACAUACCUGGAAGAAGAGCUGGUAAAGGCCCGUGAGCGUCCUCGUCUUAGGAAGGAUAUGUAUGAGAAAAUGGUGGCUGUGGACCCAGGAGCGCCUAGUCCAGAGGAAAGAGCCCAGCAGGCAGUUCUCAAACCUCGAUACAUGCAGUGGAGGGAAACGCUGAGCUCAACCGCCACUCUUGGCUUCCGCAUAGAGGGCAUCAAGAAAGCAGAUGGCACAUGCAACACCAGCUUUAAAAAAACCAAACAUAAGGAGCAGGUGAUGAAGGCCUUGAGUGACUUUGUGGAUGGAAACACACCAUUACUGAGGAGUUAUCUGCAGAGGCUGGAGGAGCUACGCAGCGCUCUAGAGACGUCAGAGUUCUUCAGGACACACGAGGUGGUUGGGAGUUCUUUGCUGUUCGUUCACGAUGCUUCAGGCCUGGCCCGAGUAUGGAUGAUUGACUUUGGUAAAACCGUCCCACUGCCAGCACCCCAAACCCUGGACCACCGCACGCCCUGGGCUGAGGGAAACCGGGAGGACGGGUACCUGUGGGGUCUGGACAACCUCACUGAGAUCUUUGGAGACAUGCUGCAGGACGCCACCCCUCCCUCAACCUGAUGGGAUACACAGAACAUGCCUGAGCCCGGAGGAUCACAUGUAGGGACACGUUGAUGGAGGGAGGCACACACCAGCAUAUUAGUUCUGAGACGAGUGUGCUCCUGUGCUGUCGGAGAGAUAAAGAGCCAAGUGGAAAAACUCCAGCUUAUUUUGUCGACAAGCUCUUUUUUUUCUUUCUUUUUUUGCACAUGUGGUCCUGCAGAUCCACAGAAGCUCCAGUGUCAAGGGUCAAAACACUGAUACUGAACCCAAACAGACUCGAGGAGCAACAAUGAGAAGAAACUAUCAUUUUAAGGGCGCACAGCCAUGAUUAUUCUUUUAAGAAUAUAUGCUAAAUUCACUUCUUUUUUUUUUUUUUUUUACCUACAAAUAAGAUAACACUAUCAAACUGGAAUGUGCUUUUUGUUUUGUUUUUCCUUGUAUAUUUUUCUUUGGGUUUCCAUGGUUAUGUAAAUAGUGCUUUAUUUAAUUUUUUUUUUUAUUUCUGUAGUCUAACCCAUACCUCAUUAAUUUCUGAAAGGUGGACUAACUGCCAUACUACAGGCAGACUGCUUUCUUUCAGUUUCCUGUGGUCUUCUAAUCUUGAUGAUACUUGUGGUAUAUGAUAUUUCCAUGACUCAUAUGUCCUUUUGAAUUUAGCAGAAUGGUAUCACCUCUUUAAACAGUUCAGUCAGCAGAAGUUUUACUACCAAACAGUUAACAUAUUGGCUUUGUCAGAAAUAAGGUAGUAGUUUGUGACAAAAAAAAAAAAAAAUUUUUUUUUUGCACUUCACUAACUGCCCGAGACAUUGAAGACAGUUAAAACCCACCAAGAUUGCAUUUUAUUAAUGAGAAAUAGAUGCAGUGUUUCUUAAAACUAGCCACGGUUACAAAGACACAACAAGCUAACAGGUAUAAUAAGUUAUAUACACAUGUUGAUGGAACAGUUUGUUCACACUUGGUAACCCAUCAGUAACUGACCUGUUUGCAUUGUUAGUCAUAUGGUUCGGUUUCUAGGUUAGCCAGUUGCAUGCAAGUUUAGAAUGGGUUUGAGAGGUUAACCAUCUUUAUCUGGAUCAACGACUAUUAACCUGAUUAUUUUUUUCUUCUUUUUUUUUUCUUUAAAUAAAUAGUUUUGUGAGCUUUUGUGUUGGUACACAGCAGAAUGACCUCCGACCUCAGCUCUUUCCACACCAUAGCAUGCACUGUGGAGUUCAGCUUCAUAGUGAUCACAUCAGCUUAUUUGCAUGAAGAACAAAUCUGAUGGUUGAUCUCUCAAACUGUAGUGGAAAUUUUUUUUGGUGUGUUAGCAGAUUGUAAGUGUCAGGGACACUGAUGUCAUGUUGUUGAGACGCAUUAGUUCUCAAAUUAGGUGCUGUGGUCAGCUCAAAAAAGACAAAGCAAAACAUAUUCCCAUCAUAACUUCCAUGUUUGCUUAAUUUCAGAUAGUCAUAAAAAGAUAACACCCUCUUGCACAAUAUCACAACUGUGAUGUUAAAGUCAUUACCUCACCUGGACACUUUUUGUUGACGUUAGUUUACGGAACAUGAUGUUCUACCACUCUGUGUGUGUGUGUGUGUGUGUGUGUUUCAUCUUAGAGCUUCAGAGAUUGUAUUUUCCUGCACACUGUCUGUUGGUGUGUCUGUCAGCAUUCCAACACAACAUUCCCAUCUGUCAGUAUUUCCUUACUGUCUUUCAGUAUUUCCUAAACUUAAUGUCUCACACAUUCUUUUGGAGAUCCACUGCGUUGUUUACAGAUUAUACAAAGUAUUGUGUGUCAUUCAAAUUGUUGAAAUUGGUUUCUCGCUACCACACUGGAUGUUUUAGAUGACAUGGAAAGAGAACUGGAACCUUUUUUUAUUUUUAGUUGUCUCAGCCCAUUUAAUACAGUUUGAGACAACUGUUUAAUUGCAAUAGGGACAAAGCUGAGCAUCUGUACUCACAUCACCUUGAAUCUUUGUCUUGAAAGCCAAUAAUACAAUAAACUGGAACUGUUAUUGUUUAAUA